Saccostrea echinata is the source of this 870-nucleotide messenger RNA. RefSeq lists its product as uncharacterized. Bases 97 to 684 code for a protein of 195 amino acids. Lineage: Eukaryota; Metazoa; Mollusca; Bivalvia; Ostreida; Ostreidae. The transcript has 7 exons. The record is from RefSeq and is a predicted model, not a curated record.
UUUAAAUGAGCCUUCUAGAACUGCUGUAAUCAUCCCGAGUUAUCAGGAAUACUACUGAGCGUGUACACGAUCCCCUCUUUUUGUUUCUAAGCGACAAUGGCCAAGCCAUCCGGCAAACAGUUGACUUAUCCACCAGAGGAGGUCGAUCCAUUAGAAGUUUUGUCAAAGAAAAUUGGACACAGUGUAGAAGAUGAAAUAGAAGUCGAGAAAAAAACCGCUGUUCCAGAGGGAACACUACUGAGCCAUUUUGUUACGGGCAACCAGGUGCAGUUGGUCUCAAAAAUAAGUGGACGAGCACUCAGGAUUGUACAGGAUCGGUUUGGUAAACUCAAAGUAGACGGUAGGGGAGACCUGGGGGAACAAGAAUGGAAUGCUGUCUGGACAGUUAUUAAUGAAAAGCACAACAUGGAGAUUCGCCUUCAUAAUAACUUUAAUUUCUUGGCUAUAAAUAAUGGAGAAACUAGAGUUGUUCACGUGCCGGAGGAAAAGGAGCACGAUAGGUUGGACACAUUGCUUCUAUUGGUUCUAGAUCCAGAAAAUUUUGUGGCCCUGGAAUCAGUGAAGGAACCUGAAAAAUGUGUAGGGGUAGAAGCCAACGGGGCUUUGAGAUCAGCGGAGAAAACGUUCGUCCAUGAUGACCAUGCCAUGUUCGGUGUACACUUGAUUAAGCAAGUUUCUAAUUAACUUGAAAAGACGGUGUUAAAGGAUUCAAGUAAAGGGAACUCCAUUGAUGAAGUAAAUCAAUGAAUGAGACAAAUAUAAUGUAUUGUCAAAUUAUGCUUUUUUCUCACUAUUUACCUCAGUAUUUUCAGUAUUACGUCCAGAAAACGUAUAAGUAUUAAAGAAAAUUCUACAAUAUCUAUAGAUGUU